GACCAUGGGUGACUGGAGUUUUUUGGGAAACAUCUUAGAAGAAGUAAAUGAACAUUCCACUGUGAUAGGAAGAGUAUGGCUGACAGUGCUCUUCAUUUUUAGGAUUUUAAUCCUUGGCACCGCUGCCGAGUUUGUCUGGGGAGAUGAACAGUCAGACUUUGUUUGCAACACCCAGCAGCCUGGUUGCGAGAAUGUCUGCUAUGACGAGGCUUUCCCCCUUUCUCAUAUCAGACUUUGGGUUCUCCAAAUCAUAUUUGUCUCCACACCAUCACUGGUUUAUGUGGGCCAUGCUGUCCAUUAUGUGAGGAUGGAAGAAAAGAGGAAGGAGAGGGAGGAAGCUGAAAUGAACAGGCAGCAGGAGAUGAACGAGGAGCGGUUGCCUCUGGCUCCAGAUCAAGGGAGUGUGAGAACCACCAAGGAAACCAGCAUGAAAGGCAACAAGAAGUUCAGGUUGGAAGGAACAUUGCUGAGGACCUACAUAUGCCAUAUCAUCUUCAAAACCAUCUUCGAGGUUGGCUUUGUGGUAGGACAGUACUUUCUCUAUGGCUUCCACAUUUUCCCUCUCUACAGAUGCAGCCGGUGGCCCUGUCCCAAUACAGUCGACUGCUUUGUUUCCAGGCCGACGGAGAAGACGGUGUUCGUCAUCUUCAUGUUGGCAGUGGCUUCGGUGUCACUCUUUCUCAACUUUGUGGAGAUCAGUCACCUAGGAAUGAAGAAAAUUAGGUUUGCCUUUAGGAAGCACCCCCAGCAGCAAGGGGAGUUGGUUUCUGAGAAGCCUUUGCACUCCAUUGCUAUUUCUUCUAUCCAGAAAGCCAAGGGUUACAAGCUCCUCGAGGAAGACAAGGCUGUGUCUCAUUUCUAUCCUUUGACAGAAGUCGGGAUGGAAGCCAGUAGCCUGCCAGCACCAUUUACAACUUUUGAAGAGAAGAGUAAUGAUGCAGGUCUUGUGCAAGAUGUUUCCAAGGUCUAUGAUGAAACAUUACCAUCCUAUGUUCAGACUACCGAGCAAGAAGAAAUUCUAGAAGAACCACCCGCAGAAGCCACUGAGACGAUAGAAGAUACAAGACCUUUGAGCAGUUUAAGCAAAGCAAGCAGCAGGGCCAGGUCAGAUGAUUUAACAGUAUGAGUCAAGCAAAUAAUUUUAUAAAGCGGAGGUCAAUUUACUACAAAGUGAAAUGAAAUCAGGCACUGACUAGGCAUAAUAAGCAAUCAGUGAAACAACUAUGCAAGCUUGUAAGAAAACUGAAUACGUUAAAAACAAGUAUAUCGUUAUUGAGUUGCAUUUUUGAUAGUAAGUAAUAAAAUAAUAAAAAACAAGUUUGAUGAAAAUUUCAGUACAGUUGAACAAAGUCAUAUAUGAUCAGUUUUACAGUACAUAGUUUUACUUUUUUUAAAAAUAAUAAUAAUAAUAAUAAUAAUAAUAAUAAUAAUAAUAAUAAUAAUAUGCAAUAUUUUCCUUCUGAAAGGAUACAAAUAUGUCUAUGUUUACAAUUGGGCUUACUAAAUAUCUAACAUAACAUCAAUUAAAGUUAGUUUUUUUCUAAAAGGUGGGGAUUUACAUGAAACAAUCAGGCUUAAAACAAUGGGUACUAAAGUUCUUUUAUGAGUUUCAAUUAGUUAACCAAAAUAUAGCAAACUGUUUUUUUACUAAAAAUCUAUAUAUAUAUAUAUAUAUAUAGAACAAAUGUAUUUUCCCAGUGUAGAGAAAUUAUAUAUUUUUUAGCAGUUGAAUUGAGAAUAUAUAAAGGUAUGUAUGUGUGUUACUGAUUUACAAAAUAAUUAUAUAAAUAAAAAAGCAAAACCUGAAAGCAAACAAACAAGUAAAAAAAAAAUAUUGAAAAGUUUAGUAUACUGUAUUGAUUAACGCUAUCUAAGCAUUGAGCAGCCUCUCUUUGGAAGGUACACUAGUUGUAUUUGUCUGCUGUAAUAUUCUUAAAAAACUGCAGUCACGUUCAACAAGAAAUCUAAACAAAUUCUCUUAAAAUCAUCAUUUUCAAAAUUCAUUUUUUGUUCAGGUUCUAGAACACACUAUGUAUCAGUGUUCAAUACAUUAGACCUACAUUUUGGCAAAUAAUUAACCACUACAAUUUUGCACAGCAUCCUCCAUAUAUUUUUACUCAAACCAGAGUAUUCAGGGCUUCAGUUGUCAACAAUGCGCAGGGAUCACAACGGCCACAUGUAACUAAGAGUGUCUAAACAAAGCAGCUUUUUAAAUUAGAAAAGAAAAUUGCAACCAUGUAAGUUCCUAGUUACAAUAAUGUCCUAAGUGCCUAAAAUAAAACACUACUUUAAGUGUAAAUCCCUGUAUGUUACAGGGUCAAAACUUCACAAAAACGUCAAUACUAUGCUAUACUAGACAUAAUUUAUCGUUUCUGAUUAUUAAUAAGCUUAGUGUAUGUCACUGCAAGGGAAUCAUGUGGUUGGUAUUCAUAUUUCAGCAAGUACAUUGUAUAAAAUGAAAAAAAAUGUAUGGUAUUUUAUCUGUCUUUAAACAUGCCUUAGACAUUUUAAUAGAACAUUGUAUUGUUUUAGCUAACUUGAAUGGAGUAAUGUGUACCCUUAAAACACAUCUUUAAGAUAUUUCAAGUAUGGGAUAAUUUUCUUAAAAUUAUACUGGCAUUUGUACUUUCACCUACAAAUGAGACACGAGCCAUACCCAAAGCAUUUAAAAAGCAGUUACAAGCAAAAUAAAAGAAUUUUAAAACAAAAAUGUUUUGCACCAAUAUUGCCUUCAUGUAAAUGCAUUUGCACAAAUGCAUGUGUGUUUACAAUAUAUAUAUAUAUAUAUAUAUAUAUAUAUAUAUAUAUAUAUAUAUAUAUAUAUAUAUAUAUAUAUGUAAUCGCUGCAAUUUCUUAAUAUUAGCCAACUGUUUUAACUAACAUGUAGUCCUCUUUGAUCAUAGUUGUGUGAAAGUAUCCUCUUUUGAAAACUGUGAACACAGCCAAUAAAUUUGUGUGGUCAAGGAAAAAGUGUUUCUUUGUAUUGAUUUUACAUCACAGACCCCAACACGCCCAGGGGUUGAACAAAAAUGAGAAA
Messenger RNA from Acipenser ruthenus (sterlet), 3037 nucleotides. Its product is annotated as gap junction alpha-8 protein-like. Gene Ontology annotation, cellular component: connexin complex. The record is from RefSeq and is a predicted model, not a curated record. Lineage: Eukaryota; Metazoa; Chordata; Actinopteri; Acipenseriformes; Acipenseridae. Bases 5 to 1126 code for a protein of 373 amino acids. Gene Ontology annotation, biological process: cell communication. The transcript has a single exon.